Molecule: messenger RNA, 453 nt
Organism: Monoraphidium neglectum
Lineage: Eukaryota; Viridiplantae; Chlorophyta; Chlorophyceae; Sphaeropleales; Selenastraceae
Exons: 3
Coding region: 1-453 (150 amino acids)
Source: RefSeq, a predicted model, not a curated record
AUGGCCGCACCAGCGGCCACGGCCGUGGCGCCGGCCCCAGCCGCGCAGCAGGGCGCCUCGCCGCCCGCUGCUGCGCACGCUGCCGCAGCGCUGUCGCCCCCGCUGGCGCGCUCCGUCUCGAUGACGCUCGAGCCGCUGUCCAUCGCCUACUACUGUACUGGCCACGGCCUCGGCCACGCUACGCGCGCGAUCGAGGUGUGCAAGCACCUGGUGGCGCGGGGUCACUCCGUCACUGUGGUGACGGGUGCCCCUGCCAGGGUCUUCCUGCAGCAGGUGCCCGCCGCGCGCUUCACGCUGAGGAAGGCGGUCCUCGACUGCGGGUCUAAGCAGCUGGACCCCUUCACAGUCGACAGCCGCGGCUCCCUGGAGGAGUACCACAAGACAGCGGUGGCCCACAGGGACGAGCUGCUGGCGGGGGAGGUGGGAAACCGCCAAUUGCUGAUUGUUCAAUAG